Messenger RNA from Contarinia nasturtii (swede midge), 1127 nucleotides. Its product is annotated as 17-beta-hydroxysteroid dehydrogenase 13-like. Gene Ontology annotation, molecular function: oxidoreductase activity, acting on the CH-OH group of donors, NAD or NADP as acceptor. The record is from RefSeq and is a predicted model, not a curated record. Gene Ontology annotation, cellular component: lipid droplet. NCBI's taxonomy places the organism in Eukaryota, Metazoa, Arthropoda, Insecta, Diptera, Cecidomyiidae. Bases 34 to 1074 code for a protein of 346 amino acids. The transcript is spliced from 9 exons.
UCGGCAACACUGAAUAAAUUUAUACGGUGAAAAAUGGACGAUCUCUAUUCGUUUGGCAAAACAAAAUACAUACCCGCUGACCCAAUAAAUCGUUCGAUUUUUCGAAUUGUAAAAAAUGUUUUGCUCGUUUUUUUUGCAGCUUUAAAGUGCACCGUUUUGGGAGUCUUCAUCAUAAUCAAAGCUAUCAUAUUGUUUGUGAUACCGAAAUUCGCGAAAGAUAUUCAAAAUCAAGUGGCUUUGGUGACUGGAGGAGCAAAUGGAAUCGGACGGGCGAUUUGUAUUGAAUUGGCAAAAUGUGGUUGUAAUGUUGCCGUUGCAGAUGUGGAUUUGGAUGGAGCCCUGGACACAGUAGAGGAGCUACAUUUAUUGGGUGUAAAAGCAUUCGCAUACGAAGUUGAUGUAGCAAACUUCGAGGAAAUUGUUGUACUCAAAGAAAAAAUAGCAGUGGAUCUAGGUGAAGUUGAUAUUCUAGUGAAUAAUGCAGGUUUGUUACCAAGGCUUUCCUUGCUUCAGUGCAAUCCAGAGGACAUUUUGCGAAUAAUAAAAGUAAAUUUGGUCAGUUACUUUUGGACAAUUCGUGUUUUUGUUCCAUCCAUGAUCGAAAGAAAUAGCGGGCAUAUUGUUUCAAUUGAUUCAAUAAUGGGCCAAGAAUCGACCUGUCGUGCAAUUACCUAUUCAUCGACGAAAUUUGGAAUUCGUGGUCUAAUGGAUGGCCUUUACGACUUGAUUCGUUUGGAUAACCUUAAUCUAAAUGUAACAACAAUUUUUCCUACAUUGACAAACACACGAAAGGAAUUUAUCGAAUCGUUCAUUUCACAUGGCGGUUUAAAUCCAGCCUCCGAAUUAACUUUUUAUACGCCACAGGAAGUGGCCAAUUGUGCUAUUGAUGGCAUCUUGAAAAACAAGCAAUACGUAUCGAUACCGCAAUUCAUGAAACACAUGAUCACAUUCCUCAACCUUUUGCCAGAAGAACUUCAAAACCUCAUUCGCGACAAUUUCAAACCAAAUGUUGGACCUGGGGUAAAUGAAUCAAAACUGGCAACACCACCACCAUAUAUGAACGGCACCAAAUGAUGAAAACUAAAUUAUUGAUGGAAACAAACAAAAUGCGAAAAAGAAAAGAUAUA